AAAUAGAAUCACUGGGAAGAGAAUUUAUGUAUCAGCUUUAUGGUGGCACAGAAAUGUGAAAUUUGUUAAAUUCUCCGUGCAGUCAAGAAACCAGGAAUACUUCAUUAGAAGUAAUUUCCCAGCUACUGGUUAGAGUGCCUGGUUAUUUGAGCAAGGACACAGCAGCAUAAGUAAAGUACCACAGGUUCUUGUAAAACGAAAAGUCAGCGUGAUACUUCCAGCUGGAUCAAGUACUUUGGCACAGGAACCAAGCUAGUUGUUUCCAACACACCAGCAAAACUUGAUUUCACCAAGAUUCAGGCCCUGCCUCCUUCUACUGAAGAAGAUGGGAAAGUAUCAUACAUGUGCCUCAUUCAGGAUUUUUACCCAAAUAUUAUUAAGGUGACUUGGGAAGAUGAGAACAAGAAUGCAGAGAAAAAUGGAGUGCAUGAGGAAAUCUGGCCCCCUGGUGACAAUCAACCGUCAUACUCAUUAAGCAGCUGGCUGACCGUAGAUAAAAAUAGCAGCAAGAAUUAUAGCUGCAAAUAUCAACAUGAAAGCAAAGAAGGUUUUGUUCUUACCAAAUCUCCAGACAAGCCUGUAGUAUCUCAAACCACAAGAAGUUGUAUCGACAAACCUGAAAACGGCACCAUGCUUUCCACAGAUAUUACAGACGGUAUCAUACACAGGACGGCGUCUUUAAUAUACAUUGCCCUUCUUCUGAAAAGCACUAUGUACUAUGUCAUCGUACUCUUCUUCAUGUACAGGAUGCAAAGUCCAAUCAAGCACUGGGGAAAAAAAACUUAAACUUCUCCUUACACCUUCCAUUGUCAGCAUUUGUGUCUGAAAUUUACUUUGCUUUGCCAUAAGCCUGAUCAUAUGAAACACUUUGUUCUAAAUAUUAAGACAUGCAUUUCAAUUUGAUUUUGUUGGUUAAUUUUCUAAUUAGCACAGACGGCUUCUUGUGCUUGAGAGCAAACAGAUUUAUAUGUGACCAUUUUUCCUAUUUUAUUAUUUUAAUUUUGUAACUGUGGAAUUUCAAGGGCUGAGGCUACACUCCUUGAUUUCAAUCGGAAUUUUGCAUCACAAAGCAGUGCAGAAUCAGUCACUUAGUCUCUUAACCUGCUAAAACACUUGUGCACACGAAGAACUUUUUCAGUGUGGAUAGGCCAACUGCACUCAGUGAAGUCCCAUAAAUA
Messenger RNA from Chelonoidis abingdonii (Abingdon island giant tortoise), 1178 nucleotides. The record is from RefSeq and is a predicted model, not a curated record. NCBI's taxonomy places the organism in Eukaryota, Metazoa, Chordata, Testudines, Testudinidae.